AUGGAGCGUCCAACUUUUCAGCCCAGACCGAAUUUCAAUUCACCACUCUCGCUGCGUACAUUGCAGUCGGAGUCAGUCCAACUAGACACUGGUCGACUUCCGCCGGUCAUCCCCUACAGAAGAGCAGAUGGCACGACCCGCCUUACAGAUACUUCGAUACCGCCUUAUUCGCCGAUAAGCGAAAGGUCUGGCUCUUCCUUCUCCCAGGAGUCUACUACUACAGAAUGGUGGGAGAAUGCUUCGUUUAGGUUUUCCCCGCCUCACACACCGAGGGCAAAGCACGAAUUCGACGACAUUCCGCGACUUGACUUAGUAGUAUCCCAUCGUGGGGAGUUCCUCAAGCGUAAAUCUGACGACUUGGAUGAGAGCUUGAAGAAGAUCAAGCUCCAACAAGUCACCCUCCCAAGUGUCUACCACCUCCUACCACCCGAGGAACGUGAGGGCCGUCGGCCCGUUCCUCGCCACAGGCCUCGCAGGAUGCUACAGACGCCUAAUUCCAGCCCGGAGCCCGAGACGAAGUACUCUCUACCUUCGCAGCCAGCGCUCUUAGAAGCGAGAGAUCCCAUAGUCCAGUGGCUCAAUCUCCGGAGGAGGGAAUCCAGCGACAGUCAAGAACCCCUUUCGCAACCCCGAGAUUCAAGGGGAGUCUCACUAAGUAUCUCGUUGAAGUUUUGCCACAGCGCGCAGAACGCGCAGCCAAUAUUCUACCGAGAGAAGCAGCAGUACACUUCGCAAUCAUCGUCCCGCGGCUCAUGUCAGCGGCCCCGAGUUUCAGACCAGCAGCAACAACAACAACAACAACAGCCCCCCGCGGCAUCGGCUGGGGAAGAAUCCAAGGAAGUCGGCGCGAAGAAGGUCCACAACAACACCAAGUACACCACGGAGGAGGCCGACUUCAUCCGCUUCAACAAAUACGAGAGGAAGCUCUCGUGGGAGGAGAACAAGCGCCUCUUCAACGAGAAGUUCCCAAGCCCUCCGGAUAAGGAACGCGAAGUUCAGGGUAUCCAAGGCGUUCACUACAGAGAUAACCAACACGUCCCCUGCCUCACGGAUAGGGGGCGGCGACUUGUUUUCUUGCCCCAGGGGCACGUGAAGGCCGUGGUGGCCCAGGUCCGACAGCAGAAGGAAAACAAGCCGUACUUCAGCCUGACAUACCUGUAUCCGGAGCGAGCUAUGCUCUACGAUUGGGUGCCGUAUAAGAUGCGGUUGAAAGCCGCCGAACUAGCAAACGAGCGUGCCAUACAGAAGGAACAGGAACGGAACAAAGCCAUCAAGGCAGGCAAAUGGAAGGAGAAGCUAGAGAACGGCCAGUGCGCGUGCUGCUACAAACCAGACGGCAAGAAGGAGAUGCAGAGGGGCUCGUCGUCGCGAGAGCACUCGUUUGCCUCCGACGACGACGACGACAGCGACGACGACACCAAGACCAAGACCAACAGCACUCAAGCUCAAGUCGUCGCCAUGCCUCCCGGGAACUCCCACCAGUAUCACCCCCUCCAGAUCCCGCAAAUCAUCAAGACCGAAGACGGCGUCUACGGGAACACUAGCUUCGGGCCCAGUCAACACCACCACCACCACUAUCAUCAACAACAACAACAAUAAUAAUAAUAACUUAAGAAGAAGAGACAAAGAAAAAAACACGGCGCCUCGAAGCGUUGUGCUAAGUGGAUUUCUCUCAUACGGCUUGUUGUCUCGGACAGGACAGGCCUCCACGAAUAUGAAUUACAAAAAGGGGCGCACACCGGCUGGCGGGAACGGGAAGGGGAAGAGAGGGUGGCUGGGGCUGGCUUCUUUCGUUCUAUAUUUUUGUUUUCAACCUUCGUUUGUAUCUAUUUCGUCUUUCUAGAAACACCACACAGGCAAAAUUGCUCGAUGAUACCCGCGUGGUUCUUCUUUUUGUUUUUGCCCGCCCCUCGACUACCUACCUACUCAUACAAUCCAAUCUACGA
Daldinia caldariorum is the source of this 1946-nucleotide messenger RNA. RefSeq lists its product as uncharacterized. Lineage: Eukaryota; Fungi; Ascomycota; Sordariomycetes; Xylariales; Hypoxylaceae. Bases 1 to 1599 code for a protein of 532 amino acids. The record is from RefSeq and is a predicted model, not a curated record. The transcript has 2 exons.